AGGACAACACUUCGUUUGCACAGCGGCGGUGUAUUUGUCGUGAGGCGGGAGAAUGGUUUUGGCAAAGGGCCUGAGGCCCGCCCAGGUUGUGUCCGUGAUAUUGGCCGUACGCCUCCUGUCUGUUUUCCUGGUUCAGACGUGGUAUGUUCCUGACGAGUACUGGCAGACCUUGGAGGUAGCCCACAAACAUGCAUUCGGAUAUGGAGCUUUGACUUGGGAAUGGCAGAAGGGUAUAAGGAACUACUUAUACCCAAGUAUUGUAGCAGUCCUGUACACGAUUCUUAAGUUCACCAGACUUGAUUACCCGGAUGCUGUGGUGUUUCUCCCUCGCAUCUUACAAGCAAUCAUAAGUACUGCGGCCGACUACAGCUUUUACAAAUGGUCCGGUAAAAGGAAAUGGGCCCUCUUUCUGAUCUUGACGUCUUGGUUCUGGUUCUACACAUCUAGUAGAACACUCCUGCAGACCUUGGAAACUGCUUUGGUGUCUAUUGCGCUGUCUAUCUUUCCUUUCAAGGCUGGAAAACUUGGUUAUUAUGAACAAGAGAAUAAUAACUGGGUGUGGUUGGCUUGUUUGUCUGUGUUCGUGAGACCAACUUCAGCACCGAUAUGGGUCGUUCUUGGGGCUUACAAUAUCACAACCACCAAUCAGGGUCGUCUGAAACUCAUUUUGAAAUCCUAUCUGCCUAUUGUUCUCAUAUCCGGCGGAGCAUUAGUAGCACUGGACUCUUACAUCUACGGAAGAUUGAUUGUGACUCCUUGGGAAUUUUUCAAGUUCAAUGUCCUACAGAAUAUUUCUUCUUUCUAUGGAGAACACCCAUGGCACUGGUAUAUAACACUAGGACUGCCAGCAGUACUCGGAACUAAUGUCAUUCCAUUGUUAUGGGCGGCAAUAAAUAUUGUUCGAAGACCAAAAGAAAACAAAAUUGGUUUGCUGUUGUUGAUUGCAGCAGCUUUACACGUUGCAGUGCACAGCUUUAUACCCCACAAAGAAUUCAGAUUUGUUUUGCCAUUGCUUCCAAUACUACUUUACUUAGCACAAGAUGUUAUUGUUCCUUGGAGUAGGAAAGCUACAAAAUGGCAGUUGUACUUGACGGCUCUAGUGAUUCUCGUCGGUAACUUACUGCCCAGUCUUUACUUUGGUCUCAUUCACCAAAGUGGAACAUUGAAAGUGAUGCCUUUGCUGCGAGAGGCGAUACCGAACAAUCGCUCUUCCAUACUGUUCAUGAUGCCAUGCCAUUCUACUCCUUUAUACAGCCAUCUUCAUACAAACGUCACCGCCCGCUACUUACACUGCGAUCCAGUACCCCAAAAUACUUACGAGUCGGAGGCUUUCUAUCACAACCCACAGCGCUGGUGGGCCAGCGAGUAUUCCACGAGACAAACGCCCACGUUAAUUGUUCUAUUUGACGUGCUGCGAGGAAGAGUCGAGAGUCUCUUAAAGGGAUAUGAGCUUUUACAUGAAUUGCCUCACACACAGUACCCCAAAGGCGAAGUAGGAGAGAAGGUGUUAGUUUACAAGAAGAUAGAAAGCAAAACAAAAGUACAGGCAGAUGAAAUAGUUCAAUGAUCGCAAGAAACAAUAUUGAACUGUUAGUAAAAU
Messenger RNA from Melitaea cinxia (Glanville fritillary), 1600 nucleotides. It is a transcript of the gene PIG-B, whose product is annotated as GPI mannosyltransferase 3. Lineage: Eukaryota; Metazoa; Arthropoda; Insecta; Lepidoptera; Nymphalidae. The transcript is spliced from 10 exons. Gene Ontology annotation, cellular component: endoplasmic reticulum membrane. Gene Ontology annotation, molecular function: alpha-1,2-mannosyltransferase activity. Gene Ontology annotation, biological process: GPI anchor biosynthetic process. The record is from RefSeq and is a predicted model, not a curated record. The coding region runs from base 53 to 1567 and encodes 504 amino acids.